AUGGCCAACGUCCCAUAUGCUCAGCAUGCUCUCGCCUUGAAACGGCUUGCAUAUACUCUGCAGUCGACCGUCGGAAAGGUCAAGAACCUUGAAAACAUCAUCACGGUCCUGAGCCUGGGCUCUGAUGACGAUGCCCUCGAGCUGCUGAAGACCAUACGGGAUAAUGCUCCCUCCCCGGCAUCAGGCCACGCCCUAUCCGUUGCGGAUGUGCUCGGGGAAUGGCACAAAUCUCGGGAGACGGACGUCGAGUACAAUGCCGAGAGUACGCGGCUCUACACAACCAAUGACUUGCCACCAGAGCGAUUGAUCCAAUAUGGGGUCACGGCCUACUUCAAUUGCAGCUAUACGCUUUUCUACAUCUAUGAGAAGCACGAGAUGACGGAUAUCAUCAAUCGGGUUUACCGACCUCAAGAACCAGUUGACAAGGCAACCUUGUGUGAAUUGUGUGCUUUGGCAGCCAUCGGAAGUCACUACGACGCGGCCAACUUUGACGUGUCUGUCAUGGAGAACUUGUACCACACAGCUGCAGUUUACCUCAGCGAUUGCAUCGAGGCGCACUUUCUGCGUGGAAUGAGAGUCAUCCUGUGCCUUAGCAUGUACUCAUUCAUGACGAAGAGGAUAAGCGCUCGGUAUUCGCUCGCAAUGGGCCUGAGUAUAGCUCGUCAAGCUCGCCUGAAUUGGCAGAUGCCUACAGAUCUCUGGGUGCCGUACCGGAAGGUGUAUCGUUCAUUCGUGUUCAUGGAAUGCUGGCUUUCCUCGAGUCUUGGAUACCAACCCGGUAUAACGGAUGAGGAAAUCAAGUUCACCAACCAACCCAUUACCGAACCACAGCCAACCAUCGAGAAUGACAUUCAAGCGCAACUCAGCGCCGUAGGCCUGAUGAUGGCCAAAAUCGUCCAAGACGUCUACAAUUCGCGGCCCAUGGGCAUCUUCUCCCUAGCCCGUCGCCACUCGGAGACCCUGCAAGCCUGGCAAGACAGCCUACCGCCCACGAUGAAACUAGCCGAGCUGAAGAAGGAAGAAGGCAAUGUCUUCAUCGAGCCACACCGCCGGUCGCUCAUCCUCGUGCACGUCAUGUUCUUCGGCGCCCAAAUGCUGCUUCAGCGACGCCUCCUCGUCACUAUGGCCCAGGAGCGCAUGAACAGGCGAUGGACCCUAGACGGCAGCUACGAGGAUGGCAGGGUCAUUGAGCAGCAAUGCAUCGCCGCGGCCGAAGAGUGCGUCUACCUCCUCGAUGUCCUCGGCUACACCAGACAUAUGUUCCGACGUUGUUGGCUAUGCAUCGGCCACGCCUUCAGCGCGUGCAGCGUGGUUCUCUUCGACGUAGCCCUGCGGCUCCUCUACGACCAAACAGACGGCGUGGACGAACAACUCGCCCGCUCGCAGGAAUGCAUCAACAUGCUCGAGGGCUGCGGCGAGGCCGACCGCGUCGCGAAGGCAAUGCUGCAGAUUGUCCUCCCCCUACAUCAGGACUUGCGGCGCCUGGCGAGCGACCAGCCAACCACUCGCAGUGGAAUCCACAAUUUACUCGAGAACCCGCUGUCUGGGACGACUUCGACGACGACACCGGAGCCACAGAUCCGAGCGGCCGUCAUCCCGGCCAUGCAGACCGCGAUUGAGGUCUUGGGGAAUCCCUUUGGACAUGUCAGGAGGAAUAACAUCGAUUCCUUCGCGGCUGGCGACCCCAGUGUGCCCAGCUGGUGGAAUUGA
Molecule: messenger RNA, 1710 nt
Organism: Cladophialophora carrionii CBS 160.54
Lineage: Eukaryota; Fungi; Ascomycota; Eurotiomycetes; Chaetothyriales; Herpotrichiellaceae
Exons: 7
Coding region: 1-1710 (569 amino acids)
Source: RefSeq, a predicted model, not a curated record